CAAGGACACAAAUGUGACAACUUAUUGCAGUCUGACUGAAAACAAUGUGGAAAAAUAUAUGGAAUAAGGUGUUCAUGGUCCUGAUAGUGGGGAACCUGUUUAUGCCCACUGACACAAAGUACAACAGUAGAGAAGGAAAGUCUCGGAGACGGAAACUGGAGUCUCAUCCUCGCCGGAAUGCCUCGUCUAUCAGAAUAUCCCCAGAUCCAAUGAUGACAGGUCCAGAAUCAGGAGUGAUGCCUGGUGCUGUUGAAAUUGACUUUGACAAGAGUAUCGAGGACAUGGUGUCUCAGGUCCGAAACAAUCCCAACUUAUCCAUAAACAAAUGUGUGGUGGAUCGCAAACUUUGGAUGUCAAACAGUCGCAGCCUUUCUCCCUGGUCCUACAGAAUCAACCACGAUGAGACCCGCAAACCCGUGGACAUCCCGGAGGCCGUGUGUUCGUGUGUGGGCUGCAUCAAUCCUUUCACCAUGCAGGAGGAUCGCACCAUGACCAGCGCCCUCAUCUACGCCAAGAUCCCCGUGCGCAGACUGUUGUGCCAUCGGCCAACCAGGAAACCGACGAAGCAGAAGAAAUGCGUUCCCCGUUACAGAUCGGUGGUGGAGGGCAUUGCCGUGGGGUGCACGUGCAUCGUGGGAUAG
Sinocyclocheilus anshuiensis is the source of this 641-nucleotide messenger RNA. RefSeq names its product interleukin-17B-like. Gene Ontology annotation, molecular function: cytokine activity. The record is from RefSeq and is a predicted model, not a curated record. Gene Ontology annotation, biological process: inflammatory response. Gene Ontology annotation, cellular component: extracellular region. Bases 45 to 641 code for a protein of 198 amino acids. The transcript is spliced from 3 exons. NCBI's taxonomy places the organism in Eukaryota, Metazoa, Chordata, Actinopteri, Cypriniformes, Cyprinidae.